GCGGUUGCGAGGCAGUGAGCGGCGGGUCCUUGCCUCCUCCCCCGCGCCCCUUUCCUCCCGCCAUAUAAAGCCGCCGCCGCAGUUGGGCCCUGAGCGCUGCCGCCGCCGCCAGGUCCAGUCAGCGCGGAGUCGGACGCCACCGCCGCCUCACGAUGCCUUCAAUUAAACUACAGAGUUCAGAUGGAGAAAUCUUUGAAGUUGAUGUUGAAAUUGCAAAACAGUCUGUAACUAUAAAGACUAUGCUGGAAGAUCUGGGAAUGGAUGAUGAAGGUGAUGAUGACCCAGUCCCUCUUCCAAAUGUUAAUGCAGCUAUCUUAAAAAAGGUGAUUCAGUGGUGCACCCAUCACAAGGAUGAUCCACCUCCUCCUGAGGAUGAUGAGAACAAAGAAAAAAGAACAGAUGACAUCCCUGUGUGGGAUCAAGAGUUUCUGAAAGUAGACCAAGGAACGCUUUUUGAACUUAUCCUGGCUGCAAAUUACUUGGACAUCAAAGGUUUGCUUGAUGUCACAUGCAAGACAGUUGCAAACAUGAUCAAGGGGAAGACUCCAGAAGAAAUUCGCAAGACAUUCAAUAUUAAGAAUGACUUCACUGAGGAGGAGGAAGCACAGGUACGUAAAGAGAACCAGUGGUGUGAAGAGAAGUGAAGUACUGUGCCUGACACUCGAACACUGUAAGGAUUGUUCCAAAUACUAGUUGCACUGCUCUGUUCAUAAUUGUUAAUAUUAGACAAAUGCAGCAGCAAAUGAAGUUGUGUUAGCAGGAUAUUGUUCCCUUUGCAUGUGUAGUGUUUUUUGAGUACAAAUUUAAAUCUUCUGAGUUUUUAUUAGUGUAAUUAGAUGUCUUUUUACUUUACUCUGCAAUGAAUAAAACUGAACUAAGUGUGGAUUCUGUAUGGAAAGUAGCACUUCAGCUGUUCAAGUCCAGUUACAGUGCUAAGGAUUGACUCCAUUGUAAAUAAAAACACCUAUGACUUCUCCCUCAAGAAGAACAAAACACUUGUAAUUACAGGGUAUUGAUAUCUUCAGAAAGAAAAACAAACUAGAAUGUGUCUUGGGGCUUGGGGAGCUAGGUAAAGUUAAGUUACUGGAUUUUUUCCAAAAACAUUGUGGGGAAAAUUAGUGUUACUUAAAGCUAUAUAACUUUCAAGAUGGUUCUUGUCCUGCAUUUAAAAAAAAAAGGAAAAAAUAUUUGACCACUUUCUUGUCCUGUUAGUCUUGCCUUAUAGACAAGUGAAAAUGUGAUCUAGCACUAAGCAAGCUCCUGACAGUUAAAUUUUAAUACUUCAACCAUGUCUUGAAGACCUGCCUCUAGCUGGUAGCAAGUGAAAAGUGUGUUGCUUUAUGCACAGGAUGGAUGUGUUUUUAUACAUGCUACUGUGGAAAGUGGAAUCCAGAUUUGACCAAAAAUGACUGACACUACCAAAGUUAAUAUUAUUGACCUGUGCAUGUCAUUAGUGGCUGGUUUUUAGGCAAUUUUAAACAACCCUUGUGAUGUAGCUCUUUAAAACAUGGUUUCAUGUGUCCACAGGAAAUCUUACGCCUCUGUAUGCGAUACUUCAGCUUGUAGAGACUUAACUAUUGCAUACAAAGCUAAUGCAAUAUCAAGCUUAACUUCUUUGGACAAAGCCACUUGCAACUAGUUAAACAGUAACUGGUUUUCUGAUUUUUUUUAAUUUUUUUUUACAGUUCCCUUAUAGGGAGUAGGGGAUGGUUGUGUUAGAUCUUUGAGGUGUGCUCUUAGCUUGUAUUGCAUUCCAUUCUCUGUAUAAACCUUAGAGUAGAGUGAACCUUAAUAAACAUUACUUAUCUCACUUUAAAUAACAGUGUUUCACUUCUGAAUUAAUAAAGGGCUUUUAAACUUU
Molecule: messenger RNA, 1861 nt
Organism: Falco peregrinus (peregrine falcon)
Lineage: Eukaryota; Metazoa; Chordata; Aves; Falconiformes; Falconidae
Gene: SKP1
Product: S-phase kinase associated protein 1
Exons: 6
Coding region: 153-644 (163 amino acids)
Biological process (GO): SCF-dependent proteasomal ubiquitin-dependent protein catabolic process
Cellular component (GO): nucleus; cytoplasm
Molecular function (GO): cullin family protein binding
Source: RefSeq, a predicted model, not a curated record